AUGGGGGCGACGCCGGCGCAGGAGGCGGCGUACCUCGAGCACUGGCGCCAGAUACGGCUGGUCGAGGAGCGCCGCGACGGCGAGUACCUCAAGAUGCUCGAGCGCGACGCCGAGGACGAGCAGCGCGAGGCCGAGGAGGAGGCGCGCCAGACUGCGCCGGCCCAGGCGGCGGCACAGCCCAUGGCGGCACGGCCCGCGCCCGACAUGAACGCGCUCUGGAACACGACAUUCCACUGGGGCCCGCUCCUGCCCCCCGCCCCGCCACGAACCUUCCCGAAGCCGCCGCCGCCGCCGCCACCGCCACCAGAACCGACCGGAGCCGACGCGCCGCACCCCACCCCACCCCACCCCACCCCAUGGACGAGCACGACGCGCCCUCCAAGACCGGCGCCGGCGCCACGAAGUUCCCGCCGGCAAAGCGCGGCCGCGACGCCCGCUCUCCCCAGGAUGCACAGCCCCACAAGGAGAGGUCCUCGAGUUCCAGAGACAGAAACCGGGACAGGGAGAGCAUCCGUGAACGUUGUGACUGGAGAAGGGAUCAGGAGCGCCACCAUCACGAGCACGGUUAAAGGAGUGAGAGAAGGGAGCACCCUGACUGUUUCGAUCAGCAUGACUACCAUGGGAGCUGUGGUCCUGACGCUGAAAGAAGGGACGGUGAUAGAGAUGGCCACAGAAGGCAUCGCUCCCGCUCCCGUUCAGAGUCACACCAAGCAGGUGAUACUAAGUGACGCUAUGAAACCAUCAGAAGCCAUUCUUGUACCUGCUCCAGCUGCAACCCCAGAUCAGCCACAUAGACUUCCUGCUGCUAAUCCUGGGAUGAUCCCAAGCAACAGCAAGCAGGUGAGAUUAAGUGACGCUAUGAAACCAUCAGAAGCCAUUCUUGUACCUGCUCCAGCUGCAACCCCAGGUCAGCCACAUAGACUUCCUGCUGCUAAUCCUGGGAUGAUCCCAAGCAACAGCAAGCAGGUGAGACUAAGUGACGCUAUGAAACCAUCAGAAGCCAUUCUUGUACCUGCUCCAGCUGCAACCCCAGGUCAGCCACAUAGACUUCCUGCUGCUAAUCCUGGGAUGAUCCCAAGCAUGGCCCCAAACAUCAACUUACCUGCCCUAGGACAGCCACUAGCCAUGACACGGACCGCUCGGCGUGUUUACGUCGGUGGAAUUCCUCCAAUCGCCAAUGAACAGACGGUAGCCCAAUUCUUCAACCAAGUUAUGGCUGCUAUCAAAGGGAACACAUCUGGCCUAGGUAAUGCGGUUGUUAAUGUGCACCUAAACAAUGAGAAGAAAUUUGCUUUUGUUGAAAUGAGGUCUGUGGAGGAAGCAAGCAAUGCAAUGGCCUUGGAUGGUAUAAUGUUCGAGGGAGCAAGAGUUAAAGUUAGGAGGCCAACAGACUACAACCCUUCCCAGGCAGCUGCAUUGGGUCCGAGCCAGCCCAAUCCCAACCUCAAUCUUGCUGCUGUUCACUUGCCUAGACAGGUAACCCGGCGCAGGCCGUGAUCCCAUGGCUCAUCCCAGCGGUGAUCCUGUCGUCGGCAAGGUGUUUUUGGAGUAUGGAUGUGGAGAGAUUGGCUAGGGCGAGACCUUGCUGAAGGAGACUGACUAUUUAGCAACAUAUCUUACCAAGAUUUACUUGGCACUUGCUUGUUACAAUAGUUCGUCCAAAUUUUCAUGUUGGUGGUAUGAUUGUGGCAUCGCAUGGUCUGAUAUAAACACUGCAUUGAGGUCUAAUUUUCAUUCUGGUCCGGUGCGUUGGAAAUUUCAUGAAUAAACCUAGUUGCAUUAAAGAGGUAGCAAGGCAUGGCAUCUAACAGCUUGUGCCAUAUAUACGAUUAAAAUCAAAAAGAGUGUUGGUUUCGUCA
Triticum aestivum (bread wheat) is the source of this 1859-nucleotide messenger RNA. Its product is annotated as histone-lysine N-methyltransferase SETD1B. The record is from RefSeq and is a predicted model, not a curated record. The transcript has 13 exons. The coding region runs from base 1 to 1497 and encodes 498 amino acids. Gene Ontology annotation, molecular function: RNA binding. NCBI's taxonomy places the organism in Eukaryota, Viridiplantae, Streptophyta, Magnoliopsida, Poales, Poaceae.